Hansenula anomala is the source of this 1536-nucleotide messenger RNA. It is a transcript of the gene TAF7, whose product is annotated as TATA-binding protein-associated factor TAF7. Gene Ontology annotation, molecular function: RNA polymerase II general transcription initiation factor activity. The record is from RefSeq and is a predicted model, not a curated record. The coding region runs from base 1 to 1536 and encodes 511 amino acids. The transcript has a single exon. Gene Ontology annotation, biological process: transcription initiation at RNA polymerase II promoter; RNA polymerase II preinitiation complex assembly. Gene Ontology annotation, cellular component: transcription factor TFIID complex. NCBI's taxonomy places the organism in Eukaryota, Fungi, Ascomycota, Saccharomycetes, Phaffomycetales, Wickerhamomycetaceae.
AUGUUCAAGAUUAAAUUGAAGGAUCCUUCUGCUGGAUUGCCAAAAGAGAAGGGGAAGGAUGAAAAAAAGAAGAGUCUUCCAAAGAUCAAAAUAGCGAGACCUCAACCACCACCUACAGCAUCAUCAUCUUCAUCAUCAUCAUCAUCUAAACCAAAGACAAAAGCCAAACAUAUUAAGCUAAAAUUGAAAACCGCAGGUGCUGGUAUAUCGCAACCCGUGGUGAAGAAAGUCCCAAGAAUUAGAGUGAAACCCACAAGAAUUCCUGGUGAUGGUUAUGAUUCCGAAGCUUCAGAUAUUGAAGAUGAUCCAUUAGUUGAGGAAGCUAUAGUUUUGAGAUUAUUACCAGAUGCAGAGCUGGACUAUGUUAAACACUGUGUGGAGACGGGUGAUUUUAGUAAUUUCCACAUUAAAUGGAAGGACAGAUUACGUGCAGUGAUAUAUAUUAAUGAUUCAAUGUAUGCUGCAAGAUUGGUGAAUUUACCCAAUAUAGUUGAAGUUCAAAAAACAGUUGAUAAGAAAAAUAUUUUCAAAACAGUUGAUAUUUCUCAAAUUUUACAAGUGGUUUCCAAGAUUAGAAGUGAAGAUGAAAUUGCAAAUUUACAAGUGGAGAAAGAUGAAGUAAUUCCUGAUGGGUUAACACCUCCAUUACACAAUAUUACAAAGAGUAAAUAUAGAAGAAAAAUGACAAAUGAUUAUAUUGAAAGAAUAGAGUCAAAAGUUGAUGAGUUAUUAAGGUUGGAUGAAGAAGCUGAAGAAUCACAAUUUGAAUUAAUUGAUCCAGAAAGUUUGAACGUUGCCACAUCAGAAACUCCACCAACCGUUGUUAAUACACCUUCAAGAGAUGUUUCAGUUCCGAAAACUCAAGAUUCAAGUAGCACCACUGUUGUUAAUUCAUCCGGUAAGGAACAUGAUGAAGAUUUAGAAUUAGAGAUUGAACAAGUGUUGGGAGAAGAUUUCUCAUUAGAAGAUGGUGAAACGGUUGAAGUGGAGAGACAAAAUGGUGAAAAAAUACAAGUUGAAAAAGCUCAAAUUGAAGAAGAUGAAGAGAUGGAAGAAGAGGAGGAAAUUGAAGAGGAAGAAGAAGAGGAAGAAGAGGAGGAAGAAUCAGAAGAAGAUGAUGAUGACGAAGAAGAUGAUAAUAGUGAUAACGAACAAGGUGCAUCGCGUAAAGUUGAAAUUGAUGAAGAUGCUCAACAUAAUGCAUUAUUAAGAGACGAGAUUAAUGAAUUAUUAACCACUAUUGAACAGAAUAAAUCUAGACUGGAAAAGACAAGUAAUCAAUUGUUACAAAGUAGAUUUAUUGAUAGUAUCAACAAGUUGGAGAAAGAAUUGGAAAAUAAAAAGAGACAGCUAAAGACUAGUGAAGAUAAGAGUAAUAGUAAAAAAGAACAAGAAAAUGGAGAGGAUCAAGAUCAAGAUGGUGAUCAAGAGAUGAAUGAUAGAGGUGAUGAUCGUGAAGAAGAUGAAGAUGAAGACGAAGAUGAAGAAGAUGAAGGAGAUAACGAUGACGAUGACCUUGAUGAAUUGUUUGGUUAA